UAAUGCAUAUGAUCUCUCCAGGCGCGAAGGCACUCUCCUUUGCACCUGACAAAAAGAAAAGGACCCUUCAAUUCAAAGGUGGAUUCUGACACGCAAAAUGAAGCCUUGUGAGCCGCACCACUGUGUUGCUGCUGCUAGUGUACGGCCUCAGAAAAUGAACCCACCUUGCAAUAUUGGCUGAAAGGGCAAGUUGGCGCCGUGAUAUUUUUAUGGGCAGCCUGUGUUGAUAACAGCUGCCCAAGGCCACAACCUCCUUUUGGUUAAAGAAGCCAGCAGUCUGAGUUUAUGAAAGUUUGCAUUGGCAUAUAUGAGAGAUAGAGAGAGAGGGAGAGGGAGAGCGAUAAGUGUUUCUGUGGUAGCCAUGGCGUCGUACCAUAGAGAGGUUUCCCCCUCCCUCACCAACCAUAAAAACACCCAACAGCCCAUUCUUUAAAGAUCCUUCCUGAAGACCCCUCUGUACAUUAAGCCAGGCUGCCCUUCCAAGGAAGAAUAAAGGAAGCCAUGAUCAACAAGGGUGAAGAUGAGGAGGGCAUGACACAAUGGUUUGAAGAGGUUACCAGGGAUGCGGAGGAGGUACAGACCAGCAUUCUUGGCAAGAUAAUACGCCAGAAUUCAGGAACAGAGUACCUCCGGAAAUGGCUGGGACAGGUCCAGGUUGAUGAGGUGGAUGACCAUGCUCUCGAGUCAUACUUCACAUCAUUGUUACCACUUUCAACGCAUGCAGAUUAUGAAACUUACAUUCAGAGGAUUGCAGACGGAGACUCAUCUCCCAUACUCACUCAACAGCCAAUUACCACUCUUUCAUUAAGCUCAGGGACAACAGAAGGAAGACCCAAGUACCUGCCAUUUACAAGUCAUAGUGCUCAAUCUACUGUUCAUAUGUUCAGGCUGGCAGCAGCCUAUAGGUCAAGGGUUUUCCCAAUUAAGGCUGGUGGGAGGAUUUUGGAAUUCAUUUACAGUGGCAAGCAAUUUCAAACGAAGGGGGGGAUGAAGGUGGGAACAGCAACCACUCAUUAUUUUGACAGUGCGGAGUUCAAAAUAAAGCAAAAGCAAACAAAGGCGUUCACGUGCAGCCCUGUUGAGGUCAUCUCUAGUUCAGACCAUAAGCAAUCAACAUACUGUCAUCUCCUUUUGGGACUGUUCUUCUCAGAAAAGGUGGAGUUUGUCACUUCCACCUUUGCCUACACAAUAGUCGAGGCAUUCAGGGAAUUUGAGCAGCUGUGGGAGGAAAUCUGCAGGGACAUAAGAGAAGGUGAUCUGAGCCCAAGAAUCACAUCCCUCGUCAUGAGAAAAGCAGUCCUUGAGUUGAUCUCCCCUGCCCCGCUUCUGGCCUCAAUCAUAGAGAAAGAAUGCAUGGAAUUGAAGGAUUGGUAUGGUGUGAUUCCCCAACUUUGGCCCAAUGCUAAGUACAUAUAUUCCAUCAUGACAGGAUCUAUGCUGCCCUACUUGAAGAAGCUGAGGCAUUAUGCGGGCCACCUGCCUUUGGUUGGUGCAGACUAUGGGGCUACAGAAUGCUGGAUUGGUGCCAAUAUAGACCCUGCCGCUCCUCCUGAGCUUGUCUCCUUCACUGUAGUCCCAACUUUUGCUUAUUUUGAGUUUCUGCCUCUUCAUAGACACAGGAGCCAAGAUGCUGCUGCCAUGCAUGAAUUCACUGAGGCCCAGCCAGUGAGACUCUCUCAAGUGGAACUUGGUGAAGAAUAUGAAGUUGUUGUCACCACCUUCACAGGUCUCUACAGGUACAGGUUAGGAGACGUUGUUCAGGUCUCAGGCUUCCACAAUAGAUCCCCCAAGCUGAGUUUUGUCUGCAGAAGGAAGCUCACUCUGACGGUCAACAUUGACAAGAACACGGAGAGGGACCUGCAGCUGGUCGUAGCAAAAGGAUGCCAACUACUGAACGACUCGGGCCUCGAGCUCGUCGACUUCACCAGCACGGCCAACCUCUCUGCGUCGCCGGGGCGUUACGUGAUAUACUGGGAGCUCGGCCAUGGCGGCAGGGCCGACACGAGGCUCCUGGCCGAGUGCUGCAAGAAGAUGGACGAGUCCUUUGUGGACCCUGGCUACGUGGUGGCCAGGAAGUCGCACUCCAUAGGGCCGCUUGAGCUGUGCAUCGUGGAGAAGGGCACCUUCAAGAAGAUCCUUGACCAUUUUGUGAGAGACGGAGCGUCGCUGAGCCAAUUCAAGACUCCUAGGUGCACCACGAACCAGCUCUUUGUUAGGAUCCUUGAGAGCUGCACGGUUGAGAGGUUCUGCAGCACGGCCUACUGCUGAGAAGAGUGUGAACAACUCAAUAACAUUAUUAGAUCCAGGAUCUAAUUGAUAUCAAUAUAAUGCAAACCACACAUGGAAGUUCAAAAGAUGUCGUAGUGAAAAGAUGAAAUAAUGGCUUCAAUUUGUUGAUGCAUCUAGUUCGUUGUUUCUGGUUGGUACAACAGUUUCUCAAGCAAUUGAAACGAGUUCCUUAAUGUUUCAA
Nymphaea colorata (pocket water lily) is the source of this 2470-nucleotide messenger RNA. RefSeq names its product indole-3-acetic acid-amido synthetase GH3.10-like. The record is from RefSeq and is a predicted model, not a curated record. Gene Ontology annotation, cellular component: cytoplasm. Gene Ontology annotation, molecular function: acid-amino acid ligase activity. Lineage: Eukaryota; Viridiplantae; Streptophyta; Magnoliopsida; Nymphaeales; Nymphaeaceae. The coding region runs from base 502 to 2268 and encodes 588 amino acids. The transcript is spliced from 4 exons.